AUUAAAACAUCUAAUUAAAUUGUUUAUUUAUUAAAAAUGUCAUCAAAAAAUAUUGUUCAAAAUAGUGAUGUUGCAGUUAUAGGUAUUGGUUUUAGAGCACCAAGUGGUAGUUUAACAAAAUCGAUUUCAAAAACAAAUCAAUUAUGGGAGAGCUUGGUAAAUGGUUUCGAUGGUAUCGUAGAAACAUCUGAAAGAUGGUCUGAUAACUAUAGUGCCACUGGUGAUAUUGCUUCCAAAUAUGCUGGUCUUAUUCCACUUGAUGAAUGGAAGUCUUUUGAUCCAAUUUUCUUUGGAAUCAAUCCAAGUGACGAACAUGUCAAUACAAUCGAUCCACAACAAAGAUUAUUGUUAAAGUGUACAUGGGAAGCAUUAGAAGAUAGCGGUAUUGAUCCAUUGACAUUGAGAGGCUCAAAUACAAGUACAUUUAUUGGUUCAUCAACUGUAGACUACGAUGCUACCAAUAAAUCACCUUUUGAAACUCAAAAAAACCUUUUUGGCGGAUCACUUCAUUCAAUAGCAAAUAGAAUAUCAUAUUGCUUUGAUUUUCGUGGCGAAUCUAUGUCAAUUGAUACUGCAUGUAGCUCAUCAUUAAAUGCAAUGCAUCUUGGUUACAACUCUAUCAAAUACAGUAAAUCUGAUGUUUCUAUUGUAGGUGGUGUUCAUCUAAUGCUUGACCCAAAUACAUCAAAAUCAUUUUCUCAUUUAUCAAUGUUAGGUCCAACUGGAAAGUGUCACUCAUUUUCAUCUGAUGCAGAUGGAUAUGUACGUUCAGAGUGUGUCGGUGUUAUUGUAUUGAAAAGUUUAGAACAAGCAAUCAAAGAUGGUAAUAACAUUUAUUGUGUCGUCAAAGGUUCAAGUUCAAAUGUAGAUGGUAACUAUGAUAAAUCAAACUUUUAUUCACCAUCAAAAUCAUCACAAUAUGAAAAUAUUAAAUCUGCAAUCGAAUCUACCAAUGGUCAAAUCAAUGCAUCAGAUAUUGAUUAUGUCGAAUGUCACGGUACUGGUACACCAACUGGUGAUCCAAUAGAACUAGAAGGUAUUUCAAGAGUAUUCAAAGAUACAAACAAACAAGUUUUAAUUGGUUCCAUUAAAUCAAAUAUCGGUCAUGGAGAGGCAUCAUCAGGUGUAAUGUCAUUUAUCAAAUGUUGUGUAAUGUUUAAAAACCAAACAUUUGUUCAAAAUAUCAACUUUAAAUCACCAAACCCAGCUAUUAAAUUCGAUGAAUGGCGUCUAAAAGUUGUAACUGAACCAACACCAUUUCAGAAAAACAAAAACACUGUUAUGGCAAUUAAUAACUUUGGUAUUACUGGAUCAAAUUGUUGUUUUCUUUUAUCAGAAUAUUGUAUAAAAAAAAGUCAAAACUUAAAUAUAAUAAAUAAAAAGUAUUUAAUACCAUUCUCAUCCAACUCAUCAACAUCACUUGAAAAAUACAAACAAAUUAUUAUGGAUCAAUCAGACACAUUAGUUUUUAAUGAAUUUGUAAAUAAUCAAAUCAAAUUUAAAUCAACAUCACUCUCUCAAAGAUCAGUUAUUAUUGCAAGUAAUUGGAAAGAGUUUAAUGAUAAACAAAACCAUCAGAUUUCCUCAAAUUCAAAUACAUUUUCAAAUAUUAAAAAAGAAAAUAAGGCUCCGUUUACAGUUUUUGUUAUUUGUGGCCAAGGAUCACAACAUAAUCGAAUGGCAUUAGAACUAUAUGAAAAUGAAACAAUAUUCAAACAAUGGGUAGAUAAAUUCGACAAUGAACUAUUCAAAUACUAUGGGUACUCUGUUUUACAAAAACUAAGAUCAAUCGAUGAUAAAGAUAUUAUAUCAAUAAACGAGUCAAUUCUUGCACAACCUGCAAAUAUUAUGAUUCAAGUAUCAUUAUUCGAACUUUAUAAACACUGGGGUAUCAAAGCAGAUUUAAUCGUUGGUCAUUCUCUUGGUGAAAUAUCAGCAUCAUAUUGCUCUGGUAUGAUUGACUUUGAAACAGUAUGUUAUUUAGCAUACCACAGAUCGGUAGCUCAAAAUAAAACAACUGGUACUGGUAGAAUGCUAUCUGUAAAUAUAAGUGCAGAAGAAUAUUUAUCAAAUUAUUCAUCAAAAUACCCAACAGUCGACAUUUCUUGCUACAACUCACCAUCAUCAAUUGUAGUAUCAGGUAAAGAGCAUUUACUAAAUGAAAUUGUAACUGAUUUAAAAUCAAAAGAUAUAUUUUGUGCAAUGUUAGGGUCACUAUCAUCAUUCCAUACAUCCAGUCAAUUAGUUAUUAAAGAUGAAAUAUGUUCAAUGAACAUUAAAUCAAAACAAUCAACAACACCAAUAUUUUCAACAGUCACAACCAACCUAUUUAACCACGAAGCAACACCAUUCAAUUCAGAAUAUGUAUUUGAAAAUGUUUUACAACCAGUAAAAUUCGCCCAAACCAUUUCAAACAUAUACAAAUAUAUUGAAGAAAACAACUAUGGUAACGAAGUAACAUUUAUCGAAAUUGCACCACAUCCAACAUUAUCAUUCUAUUUAAAUCAAAUGAAAUCAACACAAUCACCAUAUUUUAAUAAUGGAAAAAAAAUAACUAUUCACUCACCACUUCACAAAAAGAAAAAUGACUAUGAUGAAUUUUUAAUCACAAUUUCAAAACUUUACAUAAACCAUUCAUUUAAUAUCAACUUUAAAUCACAACUAGAUCACAACAACAUAAUUUCAAUUAAUUGCUUACCAUUAUAUCAAUGGGAUGAUAAAAUUUAUUACAAACAAAAUUCAGCAUAUGAAAAAAUAAAAAAAGAAGGACCUCCAAUUCAAAUUCUUGGUAAUAAAAAUGAAUCACCAUUUAUAUCUUAUCAAACAUUCAUAGAUACUAAAAAACUACCAUUCCAAUGGUUAAAAGGACAUAUAGUAAAAGGUAAAAACUACUUCCCAGGGUGUGGAUACAUCACUAAUUUAUUCAACAUCUAUCCAAAUCAAGAUAUUACAAUCAGCUCAAUUGAAUUUAAAUCACCAUUAAUUUUACAAGAUGAUGUUAAUCAAUGUCUACAAACAACCAUUUUUACACUUUCAAAAAAUGAAUUCAAUGCUAAAUCACACUUUAAAGAUACAAUUUCAAAUCAUUGGGUAUUAUGCUCCGCUUGUAACUUUAGUUUAUUCAAACAUGGUAACGAAAUAAACCGAAUCAAUAUUGAUGAAAUAAGAAAUAAAUGUAACUUUACUAAACUAUCAAAAUCAGAGCUUUAUGAAUCAAUUAGAAUCAAAACCGGAUUAUCACUCAAAGGUUUAUUCCAAGGUGUCAAAGAAUGCUAUGUUGGUGAUCAUUGUUCUCUAGCGACUAUAUCAUUAAAUGAAAUUCAAAAUCAAAAUGAAUUCAAUCAUUUACUCAACAACGAUACAAUGAAACCAUUCUUUACUACUACAAUACUUGAUGCAUGUUUUCAUGGAAUACUAAGUUUUAUCAAACAUCAAUGUCAAAUUGUAUUAGAUAAAAUCGAAGGAUUUAAAUACUACUCAUCAAACAUACCAUCACCAACUGAUCAACAACAUUCAGAAAUAUAUGUAUAUUCUGAAAUGAAAUCAAGAAUCAGUUUAUACGCAUACUCUGGAUCUAUCAAAGUAAUGUUAAAUGAUGGCACAUUAUUAAUUGAAAUGACCAAUGUUGUUUGUACAUCACUUUCACCAAUAAUUGAUAAUACCAUUAUUAUCCCACCACCAUCCAAUGAAAUCUAUCUACCAAUUCAACAAUCAAAAGACUCUAUCAUUAAUAACCCACAAUCAUUUAAACACUUGUGCCAAUUAGAAGAAUUAGGGGUAGAUGAAAUUCAUUUACAAAAAGAAACAAAUGAGCACUUAUUAACUUAUUUUUACUAUCAAAUUAAUCAAAGACGUCCAAAUAUCAACAGAGAAACAUUAUCAACAAUAGAUUAUAAUCAAUUCAAACAACUCUACCAUAACGAUGGUGUAAAUGAAAAUUAUUUUUUCUUUAUUUUCGAUAUUUUAAAACAAUAUAAUAGUUUAGGUAUCAAUAAACAAUUAAAUGAAUUCCCUGAUGGAAAUAAUGAUAAACAUGUUAAGCUUUUAGAAAAAACAACAGUAGUUAUGGCAAAACAAAUAUUCCCAUUAGAAACUGAUGAUCCAAACAUUGACACCCCUCAAUCAUUAUUUGAAGAUAGAUUUUUAGAUCAAUUUUAUCAAAAAUCAAGUAUACUUAAACCAAUAAACAAUUUAUUAUGUGAUAUUGUUUCAGAAUCAAUUAAACCGAUUAUUAAUGAACCAAUAGUAUUCAGAAUAUUAGAAUUUGGAGGCGGUGUAGGCUCAUUAUCAAUUUCGGUAUUAAAUAAAAUCAACAAACUUAUAAAUGAUAAUCCAUCAUCAAAUAUCGAUAUUGAAUACACAUGGAGCGAUAUUUCACCAUCAUUUUUUUCAAAUAUUAAAGAAAAACUUUCAAAAAUCAAAGGUGUCAAUAUAAUCUAUCGUACUCUAGAUUUAGACAAACCAUUUAAAGAUCAAGAUUUAAAAUCAUCUUAUUAUGAUAUGGUUAUAAUGUCAUUUGUAUUACAUGUUGUAAAACAGAUUAGAUUCAGUUUAAAUGAAAUUCAUAAUAUUUUAACACCAAAUGGUCAAAUUGUAUUUAUUGAACCACCAUACAAAUCAUUAUUUAAUGAUUUCAUAUUCGGUGUAUUCCCACAAUGGUGGCCAUCACCAGAAGAUAUCGACAUCAGAAAAGAUAGAAGCUGUAUGAAAAUUGAAACCUGGUACAAACUACUAAAUGAAUGCAAUUAUAAAGAUACAGCAAUAUCUGGAAAUGAUAAGACACCAUUUUUAAUUCAAACAAGAAAAUCAAAUAUAAAUGAAAUGGUAUUAUCAAAUAUUGAAUCAAUGAAACAAUUAGCAUCUCAUGAUAAUAUUAUAUUUUUUGGUAAUAGCAGAGAUGGCACACAAAUCAGUGAAUCAUUCAAAUCAAAUCAACAAUUAAGUUCAAAAAUUAUACAAAUUGAUAACUUUAAUGAACUUAACAACUGGAUUAUUAAUUCAAUCGAUUCAAUAAGACAAAGUAAAACAUUAAUCAUCUUUAUGAAAGCAAUUGAUACAUUGGAUAUCAAUAAUUUUAAAGAAAUAACAUUUGAAUACAUUCAAAUUAAUCAAAUGUUACUUCAACAUGAAAUUGAAAACUUUUUUAAACACAUUUUAAUAUUAUUAAACUCAACAACAAACAACUAUUUAUCAUCAUCAAUCAAUGGAGCAGCAAGAUAUUUCGCAGAAUUCCCACAAUUAGAUUUAUAUUCAUUAGAUUUCGAUAAUAUUUCAAUUCAAAAUGAAAAUAUACUAUCACUUAUCGAUAUAUUAAUAAAUCCAACAACAAAUAUUCAAAGAGAAUUUACAAUUAAAAACAACACAGUAUAUUAUGAAAGAUAUAAAAAACAAACAAAAAUUAAACAAACAUUUACAUCAAACUCAUUUGAAACAAAUAUAGAUAAUUUAUUGAUUCAACUUGAUCCAAACUUAGAAUAUGUAUUAAAAACUAAAAAAAAAGUAUUAAAACCAAAUGAAAUUGAAGUUCAAACAAAAGGUACCGGUAUCAAUUAUAAAGACUAUUUAAUAUAUAUUGGUCAAAUAUCAAAUAGUGUUGAUCUCAAAAAAGGUAAAAAAUUAGAAAUUGAAACCGGAUUAAAUCAAAUGCCAAAUAUUGGAAAUGACUUUAGUGGUAUUAUUACUCGUUGUGGCAGUAGUGUAAAGAAAUUUAAAAUUGGAGAUGAAGUAUUUGGAGUUGCUUCAAAAACUAGUGGAUCACAUAUUAUAAUCGAUUAUAGAUAUGUUUAUUACAAACCAUCAAAUAUUUCACAUAUACAAGCAGCAUCUAUUCCAACAGUUUAUGUUACCACAUUACACAGUAUAUUCUAUACUGGUAAUUUACAAGAAGAUCAAACAAUUUUAAUUCACUCAGCAGCAGGUGGUGUUGGUCUUUCAGCAUUAGAACUUUUAAAGUGUAAACAACACAAAGGUUAUAUAUUUUUAACAGUCGGUUCAAAAGAUAAAGAAGAAUACUUGAUUAAUAAAUAUGGCUCAUUAAUUACUGGUAUCUAUUCAUCAAGAAAUAAAAACUAUGUUCAUCAAAUUAAAGAAAAAUUAAAACAAUUACAAUGUGACAAAUGUCAUCAAGGUGUAGAUUUAAUAUUAAACACACUUUCAUCAGAAUAUAUGGAUUCAAAUUUCCAAUGUUUAAAUAGCCAUGGUAGAAUUGUAGAUCUUUCAAUUACACAUUUAACAACAGAUGAUUAUAUGACAAACAAUCACUUUAAAUACAACUAUGGAUAUAAUAAUGUUGAACUUGUUGAUUUUUCGGGACUAUUUUUUAAAGGUUAUUUAAAAAAAUUGUACAAAAUGUUCAGUUCAAAUAAAUUAGAACUAAUUCCAAUUACCGAAUAUUCAAAUGAUCAAUUUAAAGAUGCAAUCGAAUAUAUUAAUGAAAGACAACAUAUUGGUAAAAUCGUUAUAAAUCAUGAUAUAGAUAUGUUAUCAAAAGUAUUUAAUGAACAAAAACAAAGUGAUCAAAUCAUUAUGAAGAACACUUAUGAUAUAUCAAGAUUAGAUAUCGGUAAAAACAUAUUAGUAACAGGUCAAACAGGUAUUAUAUUAGAAAUUAUGAAAUGGAUUGUUAAAUAUUCAAACAAAUCAAUCGAUAAUAUUAUAAUUUUAUCAAAAUCACCAUUAAAAUGGGAACUAGAACUUUUAAUCAAUCAAACUAAACAUCAAAAAGAUAAUACAAUUAAUUUCCACUUUAAUCAAAUCGAUAUCGAAGAUAGUAAUAAAGUUCAUGAUGUAUUAAACAAUCUAGAAUCAAACUCAAACAUUACAAAUAUCGAUACAGUAAUUCACUUUGCAUUUAUAACUGAUAUUUGUGAUGUUCAAGAUAUCAAUAUGAAUGGUUUAAAUAUGACACAUGGUCCAAAAACAAUUGGUGCAUUCAAUUUACACAAUGAAUCAAUUCAACGUUCAUGGAAAUUAAAACAAUUUAUAAUGGCAUCAUCUGUAUCAUCAAAUAUAGGUUCAUAUAGACAAUGUUGUUAUGUUAGUGCUUGCAAUACAAUUGACUCAUUAUCAACAUAUAGACAAUCAAUUGGACUACCAUCACUAUCAGUAAAUUUAGGUGCAGUAUUAUCAACUGGAAUUGUAUCAAGAAACGAAGCAAUGGAAGAAAUAAUAGAAUCAUCAAUUUAUAAUUUUAUUUCGCCACAAUUAAUUUUAAGUUCACUAGAUCUCUUCAUUCAAGAUAAAAAAAAUUAUUCAAACUAUUGUUUGUGUAAUUUUAAUUUUGAAAACGUGGUAUCUUCAAAACCAAACUCUAAUUAUUAUAAACUUGACUAUCAAUCCAAUAUGAUUAAAAAAUCACAUUUAUCAUUAGAAGGUGGAAGUAACCAAGAAAUUUUAAAAACUAAAGUAAUAAAUAAAAUAUCAGAACUACUUUCAAUCGAUGAGUCAAAAAUCAACUUAGAUUUCCAUUUAACUCAGUAUGGUCUCGAUAGUUUAGUUAUUGUUCAAUUAAAGAACUGGAUAGAUAAGCAAAUAGGUAGAAAUAUAAUUACAAUACAACAAUUACAAACCAAUAGUAUAUCCCAAUCACUACAUAUUAUUUUUAAAAACCAUAUGGAAAAUAAUAAAAAAAAAUAA
Molecule: messenger RNA, 7635 nt
Organism: Dictyostelium purpureum
Lineage: Eukaryota; Evosea; Eumycetozoa; Dictyosteliales; Dictyosteliaceae
Exons: 3
Coding region: 37-7635 (2532 amino acids)
Biological process (GO): fatty acid biosynthetic process
Molecular function (GO): 3-oxoacyl-[acyl-carrier-protein] synthase activity; oxidoreductase activity
Source: RefSeq, a predicted model, not a curated record